GCGGAAGCGGCUGCUCAAAGAGGCAGACAUGGCCACAGUGGAAUUCGAGACCAGCGAGGAGGUGGACGUGACCCCCACGUUCGACACUAUGGGCCUGCGGGAGGACCUGCUGCGCGGCAUCUACGCCUACGGGUUUGAAAACCCUUCAGCGAUCCAACAGCGAGCUACCAAGCAGAUAAUUAAAGGGAGAGAUGUCAUCGCACAGUCUCAGUCUGGCACAGGUAAAACAGCCACCUUCACUAUUUCAGUCCUUCAGUGCUUGGAUAUUCAGGUUCGUGAAGCCCAGGCUCUGAUCUUGGCCCCCACGCGAGAGCUGGCCGUGCAGAUCCAGAAGGGCCUGCUUGCUCUCGGCGACUACAUGAACGUCCAGUGCCACGCCUGCAUGGGGGGCACCAAUGUGGCCGAGGACAUCAGGAGGCUGGAUUACGGACAGCACGUCGUCUCAGGCACACCAGGGCGCGUCUUCGAUAUGAUUCGUAGAGGAAGUUUAAGGACACGAGCUAUCAAGAUGUUGGUUUUGGAUGAGGCUGACGAAAUGUUGAAUAAAGGGUUCAAAGACCAGAUUUAUGACGUGUACAGGUACCUGCCUCCGGCCACACAGGUGGUCCUUAUCAGUGCCACGCUGCCCCAGGAAAUCCUGGAAAUGACCACCAAGUUCAUGACGGACCCCAUCCGAAUCCGGCUAAAACGUGAUGAGUUGACUCUGGAAGGCGUCAGACAGUUUUUUGUGGCAGUGGAAAGAGAAGAGUGGAAGUUUGACACCCUGUGUGAUCUCUACGACACACUGACCAUCACGCAGGCGGUCAUCUUCUGUAACACCAGGAGGAAGGUUGACUGGCUGGCAGAGAAGAUGAGAGAAGCCAACUUCACCGUGUGCUCGAUGCACGGAGACAUGCCGCAGAAGGAGCGCGAGCGCAUCGCGAAGGAGUUCCGGGCCGGCGCCAGCCGAGUGCUCAUCUCCACAGACGUCUGGGCCAGGGGCUUGGAUGUCCCGCAGGUGUCCCUCAUCAUUAACUACGACCUGCCCAAUAGCAGAGAGUUGUACAUACACAGAAUUGGGAGGUCAGGUCGAUAUGGUCGAAAGGGUGUGGCCAUCAAUUUUGUAAAGAACGACGACAUCCGCAUCCUCCGAGAUCUUGAACAGUACUACUCCACUCAGAUUGAUGAAAUGCCUGUGAACGUUGCCGAUCUGCUCUGAAGAAACAGUCCCACUGCGCUGUAGAUGGGUUGGAGGUGGUUCACACUUUGUAGUCCUGGGUUGAGGGAAAGAUGGUAAUAAUGAGGCUUCUUAAUCAGCGAGCAUGUACCUCGGGCAUAGCAGCAGCCGGGGACUUCAUUUAUCAUCAUAGGACUUGAUUGCUUUGAAACCCAGAAGACCAGGGAACGUGGCAGGAAAGAAGGGUUCUUUGCCGCCGUGCUUGCUGUAACACCAAGAACACUGCCUGCCUGCCCGGGGUGAGUUUCAGGAUGUCGGGAUCCCUUUUGUUGACUCACAAUUUAUCGCACUAAUUUAUCAUGUCAGGACCUCAUUCUUACUUCUCUCCUCGCCUGGGCUCCAAGUGCCCCGCUGAGCUGAUGGAAGUGACUCUGCACCCCCUCAACACGCUGGCCACAGGAGGCCACACGUCACAGCUUUGACCCAGGGCUGGCAGGAGUUGCGAGCUCAUCACAUUCUCAUCAAUGUGGAGGACACUGACAUGCCAGAGUGGCGCUGAUCCUCUGGUCGGCGUUUGAUGUGGGGCACUGCUCUCUGUCCCCUCUGUGGUCAGUCAUUUGUCAUCCCUCUGUGGAGCCUGUGCUUUGGGAACUUCUAAGUGCUGCCCCUCCCGGGAAAAGGGCUCUCUGACAAGAGCCUGGGCGUUGGCUGUGUUAUGCUGUGACUGAUAAAGGAGACAUAGAUUUUUAAGCUGUAGGAGAAGGAUUUGGUGCGGUGGGAUUCUGAGGGCUGGGUUUGGCCUUGUCUUCUGAAAGCUGAAAAGGUUCGCUGGUUUGCCGCAAGGCCGGUGUGGACGGAAGGCCACGUUCCCACCUUGCGGUGGGUGUGGGCUGCGAGAAGCCCGCAGUCUAGGCUGAGGUGUUCUCCAGGAAGCAGAUCUGCAUCUGCUCAACCUCUGCGUCCUGGGGAAAGAUGGCUUCAUAAUGGAUGUGC
This is a messenger RNA of Microcebus murinus (gray mouse lemur), 2149 nucleotides long. RefSeq names its product eukaryotic initiation factor 4A-III-like. Gene Ontology annotation, molecular function: nucleic acid binding; ATP binding; RNA helicase activity. The record is from RefSeq and is a predicted model, not a curated record. NCBI's taxonomy places the organism in Eukaryota, Metazoa, Chordata, Mammalia, Primates, Cheirogaleidae.